GCAGAAGCGCUACACAAAGGCCCUCUCUCUCUCUACACUCACAAUACUUUUCCUUCUUUUCACUCUUUCUUCCUCAACUCUCGCCAUCAUUCAAGGCCUCAAAGACCCAGAAGCCACAAUAGCUCACAGUUUAUGUAACCCGGCCAGUUCUUGAACCUCAAAUCUAGUGGAGAGUGAACAGAACGUGCUCAUUUUUAGGACUUAAUGGAGGAAAAGCAAUUAGAUCUAAAUGCACCACUAUUAUCAGUGAGGCGAUUUUCAUCGACAUUGGCCACUUCAGAUGGAGUUCACAGGAACACAAUCACAAAGUCACCACCACCCAAUAGACAACAUUCUCUUCCUUUAUACACAUCAGACUGGGAGUUGGGUGAAGUAACCAAACCAGCUGCAGUUCCUUUCCUGUGGGAGCAUACUCCUGGAAGACCCAAAUAUAACAGUGGACCCUUGCCUCAACUGCCUGAGGAGUCUUCAAAUACUCCAAGACUUUCUCUGGGAACGGGAUUGGGUCGUAUAAAGCACACUUCCUCUGAAAUGGCUAAUGAUCGGCAUCUGUUUAGGACCCAAACUGAUGCAUCUCCUUUGAAUGAUUAUGCAAUGCUUCUGGAUAGCUUGAUUGAGGGAAUAAAAGGAAAAGGGGACUCUGAUUUGGAGAGCGGUGAUGAUGCGUAUUCUGAUGCACUCGACACACUGUCACCAACACAAUCAUUCUCCUUGAAUUAUAGUGUAAGUGGUUUGAGCGGUUAUGAUGGUCCCGAUGUCAAACCAUCUGGAACAUUCUCCACUGAUCCACAAACUCGAGAUUUUAUGAUGAGCCGCUUCUUACCUGCAGCCAAGGCUAUGGUUCUGGAGACGCCUCAGUAUGUGCCACGGAGGCAGCCUGCGGUAACAGAACCACCUAGGCAGGUUAAAAAGGUGGUCAGUGGGGAACUAAGGCCGUUACUUGAACAGUUCAGAUCUAAUGCCAUAUCACCAUAUGGGAAAUGCGUAGAGGAUGUGGAAAGUGAAGAUGAAGAUGAAUGUGAUGAUCCUGGCAAAAAAUCACGCAAAGUUUGGGGAUUAUUUCCUCGAAUAUGUGUGAAGAAUUCUGCAUGUCUCUUAAAUCCAGUGCCAGGAUUGAAACCAAGGGCCCAGACUCCAAAGGCUUCUGCCAGUAAGGUUAAUAGAUUGGCCAGAACUGCAUAUAGUGGACCUUUAACUCAGACCAUUGAUAAGAAUGCUUGGAAUGCAACUUAUAGGAAGCAGCUUCAUCCUGGAGUUCGAUCACAAGAGCUGCAUGAAGUUGAGAGUAAAUUGGUGGGUGAAUUUAAACUAUUCUCUUACUCUGGUGAAUUAUAUAGGACCGAUAGGUCAUCUCCCUGCAGGCGUUUGAAGGCUGGUGGCAUUUCUCCAUACCGGAAUGAAGCGCCUGUGUCUCCCUUUCAUGAUGGUGCGAGAUUUCUUGGUAUACCUAAGGAAGUUGAAAAUGCUAAGACUCCCGAGUUCAGCUGGCCUACAAAGGAAAGUAAUGACUCUCAGAAUGUAUCAUCCCAUCUGCUAUGUAAACAAGAGUUGGGCUCGGUGCAUUCUGCCGUUGAGAAAACAUUGUACAUAGAUUCAAUUCGUAGUGAAAAGAUUCCAGUUGUGAAAUCUGUUUGUACGGAAGCUGACAGGCUUAUGGACUGCUCUGGUGAGGGUUUCAAGACCUUGGUAGAAAGCACGAGGGAAGAAACUUUUACUCCCAAAGCUUCCAUUCAAGAUACAAAAUGCCUAAACCUUUUGGAGGGAGGGAGGGAGCUGAAACCUAAAGCUUCUGUUCCUUUCGAUGCUAAUCUACCUUCUAUGGUUUGCAUAGCAAACCUCAAAGGCCAAGCAGCCAGAAAGGAGGUUUCGAAACGGAAUCCGAGUCUUGAUCAGGAAUCCAGGUCCUUGGAAUGCUCAAAAGUGAAACUCAGUGGAAAUUUGGAUAAGAAAAAUGAACAUACCAUGAAAGCAGAUGAUAAACAAAAUCCUAAGGUUGUCUCUUUGCAAUCGCCUUUAACCCCGCCUUUACCAAAAUCACCAUCUGAAUCUUGGCUAUGGCAUACUUUGCCUUCCAUUUCUCUGCGGAAUCCAUUCUCACAUUCACAUAGUGGCGGACGUUUUCAUUCUAAGAAGCAGGAUCAGAAGACUUCCAUCAACGGUACCAAGUGGGAGACCAUUGUGAAAACUUCCAAUUUGCAUCAUGACCAUGUACGGUAUUCUGAGGAACUUAUGCCUCAUGUUCGUCACCACUCUAAAACUUAGAAGCACACAGAUGCUACGCAAAGUUCUCCAAAUUCAUUCACUUGCUUAAACAUGUUUGAUUUCUAUUUAGUCAAUCCUAAAACUUUCCAGCCCACUGUUUUCUCCAGAGUUCUCGUUUCUGAUUGUUCUUUGUCAUGAUAUACUAGGGAAGAGAAAGUAGUCUAUAGUUUGCGUUACAUCAAGGCGGGGGUGAGGUUGUAGCCUCUCAAACCUCCCUUUUUUCCUUAUUUUUUUGGGUGAAGUCAUUGAUCUUCCUUCCCCUUCAGCGAUUGGAUUGUGUAUGUAAUAGUAGCCCUUGUUUUCUUAUGAAUGAAGAUGCUGCAUCGUUGAGAAGUCACAUAUACUGGCAUCUUAGUGUCAAGUAACAGGUUCUUUGGAUCUUGGUGUUUUUCAGCGAUUAUUCUUUUCUUCAAUCUCAAUGGUACUAGCUUGUUUCCAUUUUCGGUGUUCAUUUCUGGUAGUUAUCACACACCCUUCUCCCCUGCUUGUAUUUGUCUGUCUAAUUUUGUAAUAUUGAAGCUACGGCCAUGAAUUAACUUUGGCAGAAUUACUA
Ilex paraguariensis (yerba mate) is the source of this 2815-nucleotide messenger RNA. NCBI's taxonomy places the organism in Eukaryota, Viridiplantae, Streptophyta, Magnoliopsida, Aquifoliales, Aquifoliaceae. The record is from the annotation of a GenBank genome assembly.